This is a messenger RNA of Halteromyces radiatus, 612 nucleotides long. RefSeq lists its product as uncharacterized. The record is from RefSeq and is a predicted model, not a curated record. Bases 1 to 612 code for a protein of 203 amino acids. Lineage: Eukaryota; Fungi; Mucoromycota; Mucoromycetes; Mucorales; Cunninghamellaceae. The transcript has 4 exons.
AUGAGUACAGAAGGUGUGAUGAAUAUUCAAUAUGUUUACACUGUGUGGCAAGCUCUCAAUCGACAAGAACCUAUUAUUACCAAUAUAGUCUUUGAUGGGAAUACAGCCGUCAUACAUUUAAUUCAAAACAUUUCUCCUCGUAUCUUUCCCUCUUUUAUCAAGUUACAAGUACCAUCUCUCACCACCUUACAUUUUCGGGAAACUGAACAAGAUAGUGGAUUAUUGAAGAUUUAUAAACAAGAAGAUAGUUGGACUUUAGAAGGUCUUAUACAAUCCGUACCAUUGAUAUCAUUUUGGUACAAUCAUGUGCUAAGAGUGGUAAUGGGUAAAUUGGUGACGGCCACUGGUGAUUUAUUGGAUGCUGCUUUACAACAUGCUCAAAAGAUGUCAAUGCGUGGAAGGGAAAUACAACGCUUAGGUCGUGAUCUGGCUAUUGAAAACAUGGAGAAAUUGGAUGAGUACAGGGCAAAUCUACACGAAAACUAUUUGGAAGGUGUUCGUGGAUGGCGGGAAACUUAUAUAGACGACGAUAUUGACGAUAAUUUCAAUCCUCAUCAUUCAGCAAAGGAACGUGGCAAUUUGAUCGAAGGUAUGGUGAUUUUGAAUGAAUGA